UGAAUGUCUCAACUUGGCAUCACUCAAAAUCUCACUCAGACCGUUGAAGAAAAUUUGAAAAAGAAAUGUCUCAGCAUCAAAACCCGGCUCCGGCAGCUGCCGAAGAAGCGCCACUGCCACCACAUGUAUUGAUUUUUCCAUUACCUAUGCAGGGCCAUGUAAACUCCAUGCUAAAGCUGGCCGAACUCUGCUGCAUUUCAGGCCUGCACGUCACUGUCCUCCUCUCCGACUUCAACUACGACCGUCUCCUCCGUCAUGCCAAUGUCGAAUGGCGGUUUGCUAAGUACCCCGGGUUCCAAUUCGCCACUAUUUCUGACGGACUCCCGGACGACCAUCCCCGGGUUGGGGAACGGACGAUGGAGAUCGUGUUGAGUUUGAAGGUUGUUGGGGAAUCCCAGUUCAGAAAUCUCAUGGUUUCAACCGAUCGGCUGACCAAAAUUGGUGGUGUGAAGAGGAGACCGUUGACUUGUCUGAUUAUGGAUGGGGUGCUGAGCUUUGCUGCUGUUGUUGCUGAAGAAAUGGGAAUCCCUUUUAUUUAUUUCAGGACAGUUGGGGCUUGCUCUUUCUGGGCUAAUUUCUGUAUCCAAGAUGUGAUUGAUGCUGGUGAAAUUCCUUUCAAAGGAAAAGAUGAGGACAAAGUAAGCUAUAGAAAUAAGAAGGAGAUGGAUUUAAUGGUAACCAGUGUGGCAGGCAUGGAAGGAUAUCUAAGGAGGCGUGACCUGCCAGCAUUCUUUCGUGUAGCUGAUGUCAACAAUCCAGGGUUGCAGACCAUCAAAUCUGAAACUAGAAGAAGUGUUAAAGCUAGGGCUCUUAUACUGAACUCAUUUGAAGACUUAGAAGGGCCAAUUCUUGAUCAGAUAAGGAAACACAUGCCCAUUUUGUUUUCAAUUGGUCCCCUACAUGCCCAUCUCAAAGUCCGGAUAGCAGCAAGCAAGUCCACAACAGAGAAGUCAAUGGGCCAUUCUGGGAGUUUCUGGGAAGAAGACAGGAGCUGCAUCGAAUGGCUGAACUCGCAGCCUGACAAGUCUGUGAUCUAUGUGAGCUUUGGCAGUGUUACCAUAAUGACAAGGGAUGAGCUUUUAGAGUUUUGGUAUGGCUUGGUGAACAGUGGCCAGAUGUUUCUGUGGGUGAUGAGGCCUGACUCUGUCAUUGGAAAGGAUGGGGUGAGUCAUCUUCCAGUUGAGAUAGAAGAAGGCACAAAGGCUAGAGGAUACAUUGUGGGAUGGGCGCCCCAAGAAGAGGUUCUAGCACAUCCAGCAACUGGUGGAUUUUUGACUCAUUGUGGGUGGAAUUCUACUCUUGAGAGCAUAAAUGCAGGAAUCCCCAUGAUUUGCUGGCCUUACUUUGCAGACCAAACUAUCAAUAGCAGGUUUGUGGAUGAGGUCUGGAAGCUGGGUUUGGAUAUGAAAGACACUUGUGAUAGAGUCACCGUGGAGAUUAUGGUUAGGGACCUGAUGGAAGUGAGAAAAGAUGAGUUCUUGAAAAAGGCAGAACAUAUGGCUAAUCUGGCAAAAAAAGCUGUUAGUGAGGGUGGAUCAUCUUACUGUAACUUGGAUAGCCUAUUUGAAUUCAUUAGUUCUAUGAUUGUGUGAGCCAAAGUGUCCUGUUGAGGAAAAAAGCAUGGGAGUUGAAGCCAUUUAGUCCUGGAUUGGCAAGUAUCUGACACAUUGUCUUAUUAGAGAGUUCUGAAUUACUGUAACUUUGGAUAACCCCUUCGAAUCCAAUAAAUCUAUGAUUAUUUGAGUAAUUGAAUUAUUCAGAAACACUUUUACUA
This is a messenger RNA of Coffea eugenioides, 1774 nucleotides long. Its product is annotated as 7-deoxyloganetic acid glucosyltransferase-like. Lineage: Eukaryota; Viridiplantae; Streptophyta; Magnoliopsida; Gentianales; Rubiaceae. The transcript has 2 exons. The record is from RefSeq and is a predicted model, not a curated record. The coding region runs from base 66 to 1592 and encodes 508 amino acids. Gene Ontology annotation, molecular function: UDP-glycosyltransferase activity.